Diorhabda carinulata is the source of this 5079-nucleotide messenger RNA. RefSeq names its product pericentriolar material 1 protein. NCBI's taxonomy places the organism in Eukaryota, Metazoa, Arthropoda, Insecta, Coleoptera, Chrysomelidae. Gene Ontology annotation, biological process: microtubule anchoring at centrosome; cilium assembly; centrosome cycle. The transcript is spliced from 18 exons. Gene Ontology annotation, cellular component: centrosome; ciliary basal body; centriolar satellite. The coding region runs from base 653 to 4561 and encodes 1302 amino acids. The record is from RefSeq and is a predicted model, not a curated record.
CUGAAAACAUUUCAACCAAUGGAUUUCCAAAUUUAUUUUUUUCAUAAUAGUUCUCAAAAUCUUUUUGUUUGUUACACUACAUCAUAAACAUUUGCAACUUUGGAAAGUUUCAUGAGCAAAAGCAUCAAUUCGAACAUUUAUUAAUUCUGAGGUAGCGUUAUCAAUUACCUUCAAAUAAGUUAAAUUACGGGCCUUCAAUAAAAUUCAAAUUUACCAGUAUUUUAUAAAGGAUGUCAUCUUCUAAUUCAGGCCACAGUCUUGUUCAGGCACAGAAUUUAUAAUAGUAUUAAUUCUGUGGUUCAGGAUCAGACUCUCAGUCGACUUCAAUUUGGUAAAAUGAAUAAUGUAAAUAUUGGUGAUCUGUGGGUAGGUCCCGCAAUCAGUUGGUAGGUGAUUUCGAAUUAUAGUUUCCGAAAAGUCCUUUUCUGAAUAUCAUUAAAGAAAUUAUAAGUAUUCUGACAUGAUGUAACUUUGUGGUGGAGUUUUUGAGAAAUGUGGAGCUGUUAUACACCUGGUAAUCUUAUAUGCCACAUAACUUGUAGAGAAAGAAGAAUAUUAGAAUCUAACCUAUUUUUUAUUCAAAUGUCAAAGUAUAAGGAAGUUUAUUUAUGAUACCAUAUAAAAAAAUAAGCAGAUUCAUUUGUAGUCAAUAAUGUCCGAAGAAGAUAGGCAUGUAAAUAAACGAAGUACUGGAACAGUCCCUAAACAACGAAAUAAUCAUUCUCGACCCUUUACCGGCGUUGAAAGAUUAAGAAGUUUGUCAAAUAGUUCUAGUGACUGUUAUCCAUCUCGUGAUUCAUCUAAAGAAUUUAAGAUUCGACGAAGUAAUCAAUUUAAUGAGUUAAUUGUUGAGUCCACUCUUGAAGAUCAAAAUUUUUCAUCACCACAAAUCAGUUAUACUGCAUUAAACUCAAUUGGAUCAUCACAUCCCAGUUCACCGAACUCAAGAAGAAAUUCUUCGAGCUCCACUUUAAAAUGUGAUAAUUUAAGGAAGUAUCCAAAUAAAAAGCAAAUAGAAGACAAACUGAACCAAAUUCAUGAGUAUUUAAAAGUGACGAACUCUUUGAUGGAGAGUAUGAAGAAAACAGAUGAGGAGAUUACAGGUAGUAUUGAUGAUUAUUCCAUGGAGAGUGCUUUCUCAUGUAGAAAAAAUGAGGAAAAUGCUAAUUUGGAUAAUGCUGGUUAUAAUUUAGGAAUUUUAAAAGAACGCCAACAGAUGGGAUAUCCUCUUCGUAGAAAAUCCGAAAACAAGCGAUGUUUAUCGAGUCACAAUCAAAGCAAUCUUCUACUAGAAGUGUGUAAUGAUAUUCACAGUCCAUUAAAAAAAGAUACUAGAAACUAUAUGGAAUUUGAUACUGUAUCUAAAGAUAGGUCCGAAAAAUUAAAGAAACCAUUACAAUCUCCACGUACUUCUGUGGUAUAUAAUCAAGAUAAAGGAUUUCCUAACUCAGAUAGUCUACACAACCAAAUUAUGAAUUUGCACACCAGUCAUGAUGAGAACGAACGUUUGCUUGACACAUUGGAUAAUACAGAUUCAGAACUUGCUAAGCAGCAUGCUGAACUCCAUAAAAAAUUAAUCGAAUUACAGAGCAGAAAGUAUCAAAUAGAUCAUUUAGUCGCACAACUGCAAAGCUUUGGAGAUAGCUAUGACGAUACAGAUAAUCAGUAUAAAAAUAUAUCUGCUGUGAAAGAGCAAUUGAGCAAGUUGAAAGAUAUGCUGGAAGUUGUUAAGUUGCCAGAUAAUAUAUUACAAAAUACAAAUCACUCUUGUGACAGCAGAAAAAUGAGUUGUUAUUUAUGCUCGGGAAGAGAACUCUUCUGUGAAAAAGAUGUGAAAAAUCCAAAAUUUAAUUCUAGAAUUCACAAUGAUAGUAACACGUAUAUAAACGAAAAUGUCACUACUCGCGACACAAAACCCAAGCAACUCAAUAAUAGUUCAAGAGAUAGAGGUAACCACUUAAAAAAAGGGAACAUGUUAAGUAUAGUUCAGAAAAUUGCUCUGCAAUCUGAAUUGGAAUGCAAAAAACGUGAACUCGUGGAAAUUAUGGCAAAACAUAAAGGCAAUGCUUCAAAUUUAAAUCAGGAUAUUGGUAUCGAUACAAAAUCAGAAAUAAGUUCUGCUAAUGGUUUCAACGAACCUUGGACAUCAAUUAUAUCUCAAGAAAGUGACUCCGAAAGAUUUUCCAGUGAUGAUUGCCAGGACGAAGUUAAUAAUUAUCAAGAGCUCAAACAUAAUUUUUUAUCACUUCCAUCUUUAAAUUAUUCACCAUCAAGUAUAACAAAUUACCAGUCGGAAAAUUCUCAUCGCAAUUGUGAACAGUCAAAUGGAUUUCAGCCCAUAAUUGUACCUACUUAUGAACCUGAAAUAAAUUUUAGAAGUAAUUCCGUAGGAGAGACAACCUGUUUGAAACGAUCUAGUAGGUGUAAUGCAGAAGAUCCCAUUUCAAAUCAGGUUCAAGAACAGUUACAAAUGAUAAAAAGUAUGUGCGAUUCAAUGUUAGAACUACAAAUUAGUCAGGAACAUACUUCUAAUGCGCAGCAGCUGAGAAAUAAUCUGAUACCGUCACCGCAGAGACGACAAGCACUACAUUCACAACGUUCCAAUUCGAAUACAGCCAAUCCAAGUUCAGAAGCACUGCCACAAUCGUUUGCUUCAAACACGGGUAAUAAUAUGAGUAAUGACAUCGGUAGUUACUACAACUGGCUUACUAAUAAUACAAUUCAAACACAGUCGUUUGUCUUGAAUACUUUGAAUCAGUGUUAUCAGAUGCUCUGGUUACAACAAAGGGAACUAGCUACCAUGAAAAGUAAUUUGUUAAUACUACAAGAACGAUUAAAUAGUAUGGGACCCUCUGAUAAAUAUUCUCCGCCAUCACUUCAAACUAAUCCACAGGUUUCACCAAAUCGUCGAAUGCAUCAAACCGAAGUAGAUGUCAAUAAAAUGAAUCAACAUGGAAGUUUUACAGUUCCUGUGCCUGAGCCAUUUGAUUGCUCUCUACCAAAUAUGUCACUUAAUUGUCUUAAUAACAACAGUCAGUUGUUAGAUUCCUGUUUAAACAACAUUAAUGCAAAUCGAGUAAACAUGCAACAGAAUUCAGCAGCACCUAAUAUGCCAACUGCAAUUGGGCAUUCUUUACCAAAUCACAUUUGGUCAGGACAAGCUCUUAAUAACCAAGUGGUUCCCGGAAAUAGAGCCAAUAACUAUUGGGAUAAUUUUAGAAGUUAUUCUCGACAAAAUCUUUUGUCAUCCAAAAAUAACGAAGUUUUACAAAACCUACCAUCAGUCAUUGAUCGUUCGAAUUUUACCAAUCAAUCUGUCGAUCCUUUCACAUUCAUAUCUUUUUCAAAAAGUAAUUCUGAACAAGAUUCUACAAGUACAUUUCAAGAAAAUACUCCACACGGAAUGGCUACUAAAGAAACUGGGGUCCUAUCAAGUGAAAUUCUGAGUAUUAAUAAUCCAAUGAGAAACGACGAUAUCACAGAAUCGCCAUCGAGGGAUAUAAUUAAUAAAGAUGAUAGUGAUGUAUAUUUUGGACUACCCAGUCAUUUAAAUGAUGUGUCCGCACAAAAUUCAACUAUUUCUGCUACUCGCAUUUUUCCUAAGUCCAAAGAACCCAAUGAAAGAAUUGAAAAUCUUACCGAUGUCUCACAUAAUUCAAACAUCACAUCCUUGUUCGAAGAAAUGCGGGAGAGUAUUUAUAAAGAAGUGGCAACAUUAAUAUCAGCAAAUGAAAAUAGACCGGAGUUCCUAAUACAGUUAUUUAGAGAUUUACAAAUGGUUGAUUCUGAUAAUGGAAGGUAUAAUAUAUUACAGUCUAUUGGAAGAAAUAUAACUUUAUCCAGGGUUUUCACACCAACUGUUAAUAAAAAUGACCAUAUAAGUCGAACAUUCACAUCGCAAGAUUUAAAGACAUUAUCCAGUUCCUCUACUAAUACCGAAUAUGUAACCUAUACGGACGUUUGUGAAGGAGUGCAACUUUUCUUAGAAGAAUAUGAAGACGUUAUUAUUCAAGAUGAAUUUGUAACUGCAUUAAAACGGUUUAUAUUUGGUUUAGAAUCCUUCAAGUUGUUGAUCAAUGAUCCAAGAUUUAUGGAACAUUUGAAUCAGUCACUCAUCACCGAAUUGGAAAAGUAUUAUGGAAAACAGUUGAGUGAAGUUAAAAUAGAGCUUUUAGAAACUACAAAUGGUAUUAUCAUAGAACAUUUAGGAAUUACUCGAUGUGAUGAAAAUUUCGUUGAUAUAAGAAAUUCUAAUCAAGAAAUUUCGAAUUCUGUAACAACUACUGCAGGACCUGUUGAGGAUGGUGAUCUUGCAGAAGCUGAUCAAAGUCGACUUAUUAACGAAGAUAUUGCAGAAGAAGGUGCUGUUGGUGGCAUUUUAGAUCCCACUACAUAUACAACAAUGAAUGCUUUUGAAGUAGCAAAUUUAUCAGUAUCGGUAGAUCUCCCCAGAUCUCAAUCAACAACUCCAACUAAAGGUAUGUGUGUUAUAACUCUAUAUGAUCCAUUUUUAACUCCAUUAUUUUCAGAUCAACCAAGUGUCAAUUCUGAACAAUUAUAAUGAUAAGUGCAUUUUACAAAGAAAAAAUAUUCGAUACAUAUGUAUCACUAGAUUAUUUUGAAUCUAUUCACACCUGGAAUAUAAAUAUAAUUUGGUGUAGAAAGUACCAGAAUCAAUAAUUCUCUACACUUUUAGGGCAUCUCGAAGACAUAUUUUGUUUGGCUUCCUGAAUCUAUAAUCUAUUAUGGUUAAUACUGAUUUUAUUUUGGGUUAAGGAACCCUGAGAUAUUUUUAAGCAUAUACAAUAUUAACACUGUCAUUUUUAUUUAUUUUAAAAUGUUUUAAAUUCGUUAUUUAAUAUAAACUAUUUCAUACUGUACAAAUAAUGAAUUAUUUCUACAGCUAAUGUUUCUCAUGAUUAUUUUUUAUUUCAGCUAACAAAAAGUUUUUUUAUAUUCGUUGUUAUGUUAUACAUUAGUUUUAUGAAAAAGAAAUAGUAAUAAACUAUAAUUUAUUCCAUAUUUGUAUUGUGUUCUAUUUUUAUUGUUGCUGAAUAAAUGGUGAUCUUAGUAAAUGUC